AUGAUGUCUUCUCUCUCUGCUGCUGCGGCCGACACCGCAGCGAGCGAGACCACUGGUGCGCAGCAGCAGCAGCAGCAGCAGCAGCUGCUGCUGCUGCUGCAGCAGCAGCAGCAGCAACAACAACAACAAAAUACAUUGCAGCAAGCACACCAACUGCAGCACCACCAACAAAACCUAGACAAGCAGCAGCAGCAGCAGCAGCAGCAGCAGAAGGAUGACCCAGCGUCGGCUGCAGAUGCAGUCCCUCAGCAGCAGCAGCAGCAGCAGCAGCAACAGCAGCAGCAGCAGCAGCAGCAGCAGCAGCGAAGGAGAUCCACACUGCUGCGCCGCAUCUCAGGUGGGGCCCCCCUGGUGGGGGCCCCCCUGAUGGGGGCCCCCCUGAUGGGGGCCCCCCUGCGGGGGCCCCCCCUGAUGGGGGCCCCCCUGGUGAAGGCUCCCCUGAUGGGGGCCCCUCUGGUGAGGGGGGCCCCUCUGGUGGGGGGGGCCCCUCUGGUGGGGGGGGCCCCCACCCAGGGGGCCCCCCUGGUGGGGGCCCCCCUGAUGGGGGCCCCCCUGAUGGGGGCCCCCCUGCGGGGGGCCCCCCUGAUGGGGGCCCCCCUGGUGAGGGCUCCCCUGAUGGGGGCCCCUCUGGUGCGGGGGGCCCCUCUGGUGGGGGGGGGCCCUCUGGUGGGGGGGGCCCCCCUGAUGGGGGCCCCUGUCGAGAGGUGA
This is a messenger RNA of Eimeria mitis, 708 nucleotides long. RefSeq names its product GK24079, related. The record is from RefSeq and is a predicted model, not a curated record. Lineage: Eukaryota; Apicomplexa; Conoidasida; Eucoccidiorida; Eimeriidae. The transcript has 3 exons. The coding region runs from base 1 to 708 and encodes 235 amino acids.